Messenger RNA from Colletotrichum spaethianum, 399 nucleotides. Its product is annotated as itaconate transport protein. The record is from RefSeq and is a predicted model, not a curated record. Gene Ontology annotation, biological process: transmembrane transport. The transcript has a single exon. NCBI's taxonomy places the organism in Eukaryota, Fungi, Ascomycota, Sordariomycetes, Glomerellales, Glomerellaceae. Gene Ontology annotation, molecular function: transmembrane transporter activity. The coding region runs from base 1 to 399 and encodes 132 amino acids.
AUGUCCUGGGAACAGAGUGAGAAGCCCGAACCGAUCGGUGGAGGCCGCCCCAGUUCUCCAGACUUGGCAUUGACGACGUCCAAUGCCGAGAAGAAUAUUAGCAUUCUGCCUGCAGUCGAUGAUGAUGCGGGUCUAAGCCGUCAUGACACCGACGCCAUCUACAGCAAGUUCAAACCAUCCCGGAAACGACUCGUUACCGCCGUUGUGGCGUGUGGCGGUGUUGCCUCAACUAUAUCUUCGCUGCUGCUCUUAGCCGCCAUACCUGAGAUUGCAGCAGAUCUGAAUACUACGGGCAGCAUUAUUAACGUCAGCAAUGCCGUUUACAUUCUUUUCAUGGGUAUCAGCACUCUCUUCUGGGGUCCCAUAAGCCAAGUUUACGGUCGCAAAUGGGUAUGUUAA